AUGGAGUUUGGAUAUUGUAAGCCUAAAGCAGCAGUCAGCAAUACUCUAACCAUUCUUGCUCUGGUUCUCUUUUGUGUCUUUGCUGCUGCAAAAGAUGAAGCAAAUGUGCUCAGUUUUCAAGCAGAGAGAGACCUAAUACCUGUUGGUCGACCUAUGAGCUAUAGCUGCAAAGUGAAGGGACGUGCAGUGUGGGAGUUUGGUACUUAUUACUUCAACACAGCCUCCAGCGACUUUGUGGGAAAUAGAAGCAAUAUCAUUGAAGGAGUGAACAUAACUGACUUUACUGAUGCAAGUUCCCCUACUUCCCCUGGAAAUCUGAGAGUGGUGUCAGAGAGGCAGAAAGAGGUCACUCUGAUGUGGGAACCUUCGUUCUUGGCAUUCAACAUCUCCCCUCAGUACAAAGUGUAUGUGGAUGGUGUCAUCAAAGCUACGACGGAACAAAAUUAUUUUGUGUUCUCAAAACUGGAGCACUCGUGUGAUUCUCAUCAGAUACGAGUGGAAGCGUACAAUGAAGUCGGCAGUAACACCUCUGAGCACAUCGAAGUGGUCUUACCUGCAGUUCCUGAGGUGGGUGCACUGAGUGACAGCAUCUCUACCGAUAUUACAAAGAGUGGUGCUCAAGUUCAAUUCACAGUGUCCUUUAACCAAGCCGUGUCAUGUCCCGCUCACCCGGUAACCAACUACACGGUGACGCUCACCUCAAGUAUGUCUACCCCUAUCACUCGGACAGUGGCCAUACCCCCUGAAGACAGCGUCUCUAUCACAGUGGGGGGUCUGAAUGACAACACACUCUACACUUACCAGGUGCACGCAAACAAUGUCAUUGGAAGUGCCUCCACAGCAAUGAAAACAUUCUAUACUACUGAUGUGCGCCGUGCCACUGCCAUAGAGAUGAAUAAUGACACACUGUUUCUGCACUGUGAGUUUUUGCUGGGGUCAAACGCACUUGGCUGUCAGCUGAACAAAUGGCUCCUUCUGAACGAUAGUGUCUGCACUAACCUUGGAACUUGA
Halichondria panicea is the source of this 1011-nucleotide messenger RNA. RefSeq names its product chitinase A1-like. Bases 1 to 1011 code for a protein of 336 amino acids. Gene Ontology annotation, molecular function: protein binding. Lineage: Eukaryota; Metazoa; Porifera; Demospongiae; Suberitida; Halichondriidae. The transcript has 7 exons. The record is from RefSeq and is a predicted model, not a curated record.